Phanerochaete carnosa HHB-10118-sp is the source of this 2902-nucleotide messenger RNA. Its product is annotated as carbohydrate-binding module family 21 protein. The record is from RefSeq and is a predicted model, not a curated record. Gene Ontology annotation, biological process: regulation of glycogen biosynthetic process. The coding region runs from base 375 to 2240 and encodes 621 amino acids. Gene Ontology annotation, molecular function: glycogen binding; protein phosphatase 1 binding. The transcript has 2 exons. Gene Ontology annotation, cellular component: protein phosphatase type 1 complex. Lineage: Eukaryota; Fungi; Basidiomycota; Agaricomycetes; Polyporales; Phanerochaetaceae.
UUCAGCCCCCGUCGCCACCUGACGCCUCAGUAGUUCAACAGCAGGUUGCUUCCACAUCCACCCCCGGUACGUCUAGCGGAAGUGGUUCGGACACGUAUGUGGAGAUGGCUUCGCCCAAGCCCCGACGUGCGCGGGGUUACCAACGCGCGCCGAUUCCAUCCAUGGUUCCACCAGAGCGGUCGACCCCUAUCCCUGCUGUGCUGGCAGCCAGGGCUGAAGAAACAACGGUACCGUUUCCGACGUUCGAUACGACUCCUCGCGCUUCGACCUCGAUGUUUGCACCGAAGCCGAGGCCUGGCAUCUCGCCGUUGACCACGCUCAAUCCGAAGGCGGACAUCCUGCCGGCUCGUUCAGUGUCCGUCAACAUUUCGUCAAUGGGACGGAAAAAGUCGGGCGAACCUUUGAAGUCAUCCUUGAAGUCACGCCGUCCGAUCGUGCGUGGCGACCUCAGUGUUGUCACCGGUCCUCUCAGCAGCAAGAGCGAGCCGAGCACGCCGACGCAUAUCAAAAGCGUGCACUUUGACAAACAGCUGGAGCACGUGAAGCUCUUCCUGGCCGAACAGAAGCCUGCAGCUGUCAGCCGCGACGGCAGUCCCACGGACGACACUAGUGGCACGGAAAGCGAUUUCCCCGCGUUCAUCUACGGAGCAGACGAGGAGAAGAAGGGCAAGUUGCAGAUGCAGGUGACUGGGCUGCGCGAGGAGAGUGAGGAAGAGAGGGGGAGGGCGGAUGUGAAGCUGGAGAAGCUGGAACUGGGCGAGGACGGCAUGAGCGCCACCGGCCACAUCCGCGUGCGGAACCUGACAUUCGAGAAGUGGGUCGCGGUACGCUUCACCUUCGACUGGUGGCAAACCACGAGCGAGGUUACAGCGCGAUACGUGGAGAGCCUGCCCGACGGCGCGUGCGAUCGCUUCCAGUUCACGAUCCGACUCAACGACAUGAUGAGCCGGAUAGAUGAAAAAACGAUGCUUCUCGCUGUCAGAUACUCGGCUGCAGGUCGAGAGAUCUGGGACAACAACUGCGGCGAGAACUACAAGGUUACGUUCUCCUACCAGAAGGUUCUACGAGUACAGCGGAAGAACGCCGCCGACGAUGCUGGUAAGGCCGCAGGCAUCGCUGAUCUCAAGAGCAAGCUCGAAAAGGUGGCAUCGGGGGACGAGCCACGCGCUACUGUCGGUGGCUUCUUGGCUUCGCGGACGUCGCGAACGCGCUCGCUGUCGCCGUCCGGCCCGAAAUCCGGUAAAUCCGAGGACGACGACGACGAUGAGAGCUUCACUCUCAAGUCGAACAAGCCGCUUUCGUCUCGCUACGAUUUCUCCGCGUCGCUCAAGAGCCCCUGGCGCCGAUCGCCCUCAAAUGACUCGACGCCCGUUCCCGCAGGCGACCGUUACAGGACGAUCACGUAUCCGACGACUUUUCCUCAGUUCCCUCGGAGCACGAUCUCAGCAGAUAAGCGCACGUUUGUCGCUUUGACGCGCGGCUCCCCUCGUAUUUUUGACGGAGAUGACACUGACGCGCAGUCGAAUGUGCGGUCUUACUACGCUGACUCGGAUCUUGAAGAUACGCCGGUGCCUGCCAUAACCCGGAAGCCCGCGCGCAACCACCAGCGUGGAUAUUUCGACCUGGGUGUCGCACCAUCGGCAAGCGGUGUUCGCAGGACGCCACCCGGUUCGCCCUUUGGCCCACUCGCGGGAUCUCCCUCGGGUAGCGGACGCAACUCGCCCGUUGGGUCCGAGUCCUCCAUUCCAGCGAUUGCAACGGACGCUUUCGAGAUGCCCAAGAUCAUCGGAGCCCAGCGCAUGUGGCGGGUUCCGAGUGGCGGUAGUGAAGACAGUACGCCCUCGAGCAACGACGACAGCUCGCGUAGCUCGAGCCCGGAUGGCAGCCCGUACGAACUUCCGAUUGCUCUCCAGCCGGACAGCUUCGCGCACAGCCCGAGCCCUGGUGACAAGGGCAGCUACGACGCGUUCCUCAAUCGCUUCUGCUUCUACACUGGCUCGGACUCCUUACUCGACGUCCCGUCAGAGCUGCAUCGCUCGCAUUCUGCAUCGAGCGUUGAAGAGUUCUUGUCCACGUCCCCCUACGUCGGUACGGACUACCGCAUGGCUACGCCGACGCGGUCGUCGAGCUUCGACGACGUUGUCACCAUGAGUGGCUCGGUGACGCCCACUGCUCAAAGCGUCGCUGCGGGCAUAAUCGCCUCGUCGCCGCCUCAGCCCAUGGCUGCGUUCGCUCACUGAUUCCGAACUGCGUCUCAUGACCUUGGUUGCCGAAAGAUAGACGACAUUAUCGCAAUGCCCUAGACUGCCUGCAAGCUCAUUCGCGACUUUCAUCUGCAUACCCUCGCAACGCAUCGUCCUCCCGCCCUUGCAUACCACCACAGCGCACGAGUCAUGACCGCGGAGGAAAAGAGAGAACAGCUCCUCUCCCCAUUUUUAUCUUCUAGUGUACAUAUAUUUUUUCUCGUCUUGGAUUCUCUUAUUCUUGAUUUAUUCCAGAUAGGACAUUACUCCCAGGCUCUUCGCCGCGGUCGUCUGCAUCCCCUGUCUCACCAUACACGUAGAUGACAUGCAUCCCAUUCUCCACCACGUACAGUCUCUCAAUCGUGCAGUCUCUUUUCUUUUCCACGAUUUUGCGUCACACACUACCCUUCAUCCCCCACCUUUUCAAUAGUCUCCUGUCUCUUCUCUCUCUUCUCUCUGUCUGUCUGUCUCGAUCUUCACGUGUAUGCCGGCCGCGGCGUAGGUCGUGUGUCCCAUCUCCGGCAUUGUAAAGUACUUAGCUCCCCCUGGUCGACCGGCGCUCAGCAGUGAGUGCGGGUACGAUGCGUAAUGCUCCCUCGUCAUGUCUUUCCCCAUCCUACAUCUAGACGCAAUGAUCAUGACCUUCAUGGAUCUAUUUC